This is a messenger RNA of Lactuca virosa, 5660 nucleotides long. The record is from the annotation of a GenBank genome assembly. Lineage: Eukaryota; Viridiplantae; Streptophyta; Magnoliopsida; Asterales; Asteraceae.
CAAAUGGAGUUCUGUUGAGGUCAAAGAAAGCCAACGUAGGCUGCCUUCACAAACCCGAAUCAAGGCUUCGAAAUCUUCUCUCCUGAUACUAAUUUGCUCCCUGUAGACAGACUCAAAGCUUUGCAACAAUGGCGACAUCAACAGUAUCGUCCUCUUCGUCAUAUUUUACAGGGAAAUCGGAUGAAGAAAUCGAGGAAAUGCUUGAUCGAAUGCUUACUCGAUUGGCCCUUUGCGAUGACCCCCAACUCGAAAACUUGCUCCUUAAGUUACUUCCUGUUACCAUUUCCUCGCUCUCACGUCCAUCCUCUGCCGUCAGAACCAAGGUAAUGGAAAUCCUAAGCCAUGUCAACAAGAGAGUGAAACACCAGCAACAGAUAGGUUUGCCUUUGGAAGAAUUAUGGGAAUUGUAUAUGGAAGCUAAUGCUGCUCCAAUGGUUAGAAACUUUUGCAUUGUGUACAUUGAGAUGGCAUUCGACCGUGUCAGCAAAGAGAAAAAGGAAAAUAUUGCACCCACUAUGAUAGCUAACAUCUCAAAGCUUCCUCCUCAACACCAAGAUAUAAUUUUCAGAAUAGUCAUAAAGGUGAUUGGUGAAUGUCACUCAAGUAAAAUUAGUGAUGAAAUUGCUGCAAAGUAUAAACUCAUAAGUGGAUCUCAAGACAAAGAGAUGUUUGUUGAGUUUUGCCUUCAUACACUUUUGUAUCAACCAUCAUCCAUUAGUGGGGGAUCCCCACCUGGGCUUUCAGUUUCUCAAAGCAACCGUGUGGCAGGGAAGACUCCACUGAAUCAUGACAUGCUUCUCAUUAGAAAGUUGGGUUUGCUGAAUGUUAUAGAUGUCAUGGAGCUUCCAGCUGAACUUGUAUAUCCUCUCUAUGUUGCUGCAUGUGUUGAUAGACAUGAGCCUGUUAUUAAAAGAGGCGAGGAACUUUUGAAGAAGAAAACUUCUGGUGUACAAUUAGAAGAUUCUAAGCUGAUAAAUAGGCUGUUUUUGCUAUUCAAUGGGAAUGUUGGAGCUGAACAUAUUGCUCAAGAUUUGAGGGUCAGUCCUGGGAAUCCUGCUUUACGAGUGAGGUUAAUGUCGGUAUUUUGCCGGUCAAUUACAGCAGCAAAUAGUUUUCCUUCAACUUUACAGUGCAUAUUUGGCUGCAUAUAUGGAAAUGGUACCACAUCAAGGUUGAAGCAAUUAGGAAUGGAGUUUACUGUAUGGGUUUUUAAGCAUGCAGAAAUUGAGCAGCUGAAACUAAUGGGCCCUGUUAUACUUAGUGGUGUUCUUAAGUCCCUUGAUGGUUAUACAGGUUCAGAAUCAGAUACAAUUGCACGGGAGACCAAAACCUUUGCUUUCCAAGCAAUUGGAUUGCUUGCAAAGCGCUUGCCUCAACUUUUCAGAGAUAAAAUUGACAUGGCUCAACCAACUCUCUUGCUGUUGCAUAUAAAGAUGCACCAAAAAACAGUCUUAAAUGAUUUAGAGUCACUUCUCCUGGAAAAUUCUCAAGUGGAACAAGGUGAAGUACGAUUUUGUGCAUUAAGAUGGGCUACAACCUUAUUUGACUCACAGCAUUGUCCAAGCCGAUUUAUCUGUAUGCUUGGUGCUGCAGACACUAAACUGGAUAUAAGGGAGAUGGCAUUGGAGGGUCUCUACCUUGGGAAAGAUCAAAGUAGAUCCACCAGUGAAACCCUAAAUCUCAAAUACCCUAAACUGUCAGACAUGCUAGAUUACAUUGUUAAACAACAGCCUCAAUUGCUAGAAUCAAGUGAAAUUAGGGAAGAACGGCUUCUUUUUCCAUCUCAGACAUAUAUUGCUGCAAUUAGGUUUUUGUUACAGUGUUUUGAGGCUGAUGUAGAUCAAAAGAUUGCAACAGAAACAACUGUAGGGAACAUGUGUUUAUUGUUGGAGCAUGCAAUGGCAUAUGAAGGUUCUGUUGAGUUGCAUGCAACUGCCUCCAAGGCUUUGAUUGAAGUUGCAUCUCACUUUCCAGAGGUGUUGGCUUCUCGUUAUGCUGUUAAAGUACCAUGGUUAAAGCAGUUACUAGCCCAUGUGGACUUAGAUACACGAGAAUGUGCAGCUCGAUUACUUGGAAUCGCUUCUUGUGCUCUUCCUAUGGCUGCUGCUUCUGAUCUUAUUCAUGAACUGAUUUCAUCUAUCAAAGGAUCAGUAAAGUCAAGGUUUGAAAUUCAGCAUGGAAUUUUAUGUGCUCUUGGAUAUGUCUCUGCAAACUGUUUGUUAAGAACUCCUACUAUCACAGAUUCAUUGCUUCAAAACACACUGAAAUGUCUAGUUGAUGUAGUCAAUUCUGAAAGUUCUACAUUAGCUUCAGUUGCAAUGCAAGGGCUAGGUCAUAUUGGGCUAUCUGCCCCCCUACCAAAACUUGCUCAUGACUCUCACACAGAUGAUGUCUUGACAUUUUUACGUGAAAAGUUAAGCAAGAUUCUUUCUGGUGAUGAUACAAAAUCAAUUCAAAGAAUUGUUCUAUCUUUGGGGCAUAUGUGUGUCAAGGAAUCAUCUUCUUCCAUCAUCAAUGAGGCACUUGACUUAAUCUUUAGUCUUGCUCGAUCUAAGGUUGAGGAUAUUCUUUUUGCUGCUGGUGAAGCUCUUUCAUUCUUAUGGGGUGGAGUUCCAGUGACUACAGAUAUGAUCCUGAAAACCAACUACAGCUCACUCUCCAUGACUUCAAAUUAUCUAAUGGCAGAUAUACCCUCAGCUAUCAUCCCAACAUCUAUUGGGCUUGAAGGAAAUGAAGAGUGCCAUGUUUUUGCUAGAGAUACGAUUACUAAAAAACUGUUUGAUAGUCUAUUAUACAGCACCAAAAAAGAAGAAAGAUGUAGUGGAACUGUUUGGUUAGUAUCUCUCACAAUGUACUGUGGUCAACAUCCAUCAAUUCAACAAUUACUUCCAGAUAUUCAGGAAGCAUUUUCACAUCUAAUUGGUGAGCAAAAUGAACUCACACAAGAACUUGCAUCUCAAGGUUUAAGUAUUGUAUAUGAACUUGGUGAUGAAUCAAUGAAGAAGAAUUUGGUAAGUGCAUUAGUUGGCACGCUGACUGGGACAGGAAAGAGGAAAAGAGCAGUGAAGCUUGUUGAAGAUACUGAAGUAUUCCAAGAGGGGUCGAUUGGGGGAACUUUGAGUGGAGGGAAACUUAGUACAUACAAGGAGCUUUGCAAUUUGGCAAAUGAAAUGGGACAACCAGAUUUGAUUUAUAAAUUCAUGGAUUUAGCCAAUCAUCAAGCUUCUUUGAAUUCCAAAAGAGGUGCUGCUUUUGGAUUCUCAAAGAUUGCCAAGCUGGCAGGUGAUGCAUUACAACCAUAUCUUCGCCAGUUGGUUCCAAGGCUUGUAAGAUACCAGUACGACCCUGAUAAAAAUGUUCAGGAUGCAAUGGCACAUAUUUGGAAAUCACUUGUUGCAGACUCGAAAAAAACUAUUGAUGAAUAUUUGGAUCUGAUUAUUGAAGAUAUGUUGGUACAAUGUGGGUCCAGGCUUUGGCGUUCCCGUGAGGCUUCCUGUCUUGCUCUUGCAGAUUUAAUCCAAGGGCGUAAAUUUAAUCAGGUUGGGAAGCAUCUAAAGAACAUAUGGACAGCUGCAUUUCGUGCUAUGGAUGACAUAAAAGAGACUGUUAGAAAAUCAGGGGAAAGACUAUGUCGUGCUGUUACUUCAUUAACAUUAAGGCUUUGUGACAUAUCUCUCACUGAAAUUUCUGAUGCAAAAAACACAAUGGAUAUUGUUUUACCUUUGUUGCUCACUGAUGGAAUUAUGAGUAAAGUUGAUGACAUUCGCAAGUCAUCAAUUACCAUAGUCACAAAGCUUGCAAAGGGUGCAGGCAUUGCAAUCCGCCCACAUUUAUCUGAAUUAGUUUGUUGCAUGCUUGAAAGCUUAUCAAGUCUUGAGGACCAAGGACUGAAUUAUGUUGAGAUGCAUGCAGCAAAUGCUGGGAUACAAACAGAAAAGCUUGAAAACUUACGAAUUUCAAUUGCCAAAAGCUCUCCACUUUGGGAAACCCUAGACUUAUGCAUAGAUGUUGUUGAUGACCAAUCACUAGAACAGUUGGUUCCACGUCUUUCCCAAUUAGCUCGAUCUGGUGUUGGCCUAAAUACUAGGGUUGGUGUGGCAAGCUUUAUUAGCCUUUUAGUUCAAAAAGUUGGUGGAAGUAUUAAACCGUUCACAAGCACGCUUCUUAGACUCCUGUUUCAAGUAGUGAAAGAGGAAAAAAGUGGUGCAUCCAAACGCGCCUUUGCAAAUUCUUGUGCAUUUGUUAUAAAAUAUGCAGCCCCUUCACAAGUCCACAAGCUCAUUGAAGAAACUGCUGCUUUAUAUAAUGGUGAUCGAAAUUCACAGAUUGCAUGUGCUCUUUUAUUAAAAAGCUACGCAUCGACAGCUGGCGAUAUCUUAAGUGGAUAUUAUGCAACAGUUGUUCCAGUUAUUUUUCUCUCAAGGUUUGAGGAUGAUAAAAACGUGUCUAGUCUUUAUGAGGAAUUAUGGGAAGAGAACAUGACAAGUGAACGUCUCACACUUCAGUUAUAUGUAAGUGAGAUUGUUACUCUAAUAACUCAAGGCAUUGCUUCAUCAUCUUGGGCUAGUAAAAGGAAGGCAGCUAAAGCAAUUGUAAAGCUUUGUGAAGUGUUGGAUGAAUCUUUAUUUUCAUAUCAUCAAGUGUUGCUCACAUCUCUUAUGAAUGAGAUUCCUGGACGUAUAUGGGAGGGAAAGGAGGAUCUACUGGAAGCCUUGUCUUCUCUUUGUACAUCUUGUCAUACAGCAAUUUCUGCUGCUGAUCCAUCUUGUGAAAGUGCCAUAUUAAGUGUGGUAACCUCAGCAUGCAGUAAAAAAUCCAAGAAAUUUCGCGAUGCAGGCUUUAGAUGUCUAGAGAAGGUUCUAAAAGCCUUCAAAAAUCCAGACUUUUUCGGUGUGGUGUUCCCAUUAAUGUUUGAAAUGUGCAAUUCAGCAUUCAACUCUCUAUCCAAACAAGUGUCUUCACCAAAUGACACUGAAAAAGCAGAGGCACAUGAGAAAGAGGAAUCUUCUGUUCCCCAUGAAAAGAUUAUGGAUUGUGUUACAUCUUGUGUUCUUCUUGCUCGAUUAAGUGACAUUCUUAAAUGGCAAAAGGAUUUGGUACAUGUGUAUCUAAAUUCCCUAGCACCUGCUAUUCCUUGGAUAGUUAAAGUUUCGGUGUUCACAUCGAUUAAAGAGUUAUGUUCGAGGAUAAAUGAAGGGUUAAAAGAUUCGGAUAAAUCUAGCCAACAUGUUGAUACAUCAGCAUUAGCUAUAGAGUUGUUUUAUUCUUUAUCACCCAAGGUGAUCGAUUGUAUAUCCAUAGUAAAGAUUGCACAGGUUCACAUAGCAGCUUCUGAGUGCCUUCAUGAACUAACCAAGCUAUACAGAGACCUUCCGGAAGCAUGCAUAGCAGAGAUACCUUUUAAAACCGAGCUUCUCCAUCAAUGGGAGAUUGAAAAAAACGAACAGGCAAAGUCAUAUAUGAAGAACUGCAUCGACAUUAUUGACACUAUUCAACACAAAAUUCUCUAGAACAAUUUUUAUCUUCCCGGAUUUUGUACAUUCAUAAAACUUUUUCUUUUUUCAUUGUGUGUGUUUUUUAAUCUCACAAUCUUAAAACCCUAGACUUGGUUAUAUACAACAAUUGAUCUCAAGAGUCCAACACUUGUAUCAAUUCUUGCC